AUGUCGGAAAUUAUUCUCGCUGUCAUUUUCUCCGCCAUUUUCAUGCAGAUGCCGGUUACGGAUGGAAUAUCUUGUUACGUGUGUGAAGAAACGACAUCGCGACAGACUUGUCAGUCUGGUGAGAAACUGAUACACGACCGACUCAAAGGUGGAGUUUUUGUUCGCAACUGUACAGACAGAUUUUGCAAGAUUGAAGCCAUAAUGAAUAUAGGAGGCGCCACUGUAAGUUUUAUACGGGGCUGUACUGAUGGAAACUAUGCCGGAAGAAACGUCUCAUUACUUGCAGAAAGAGUCCGGCCAAACAACUUAACAGAGUGUGCAUUUGAUGAGCUUUCGAAACUAAAAUAUUGUAUCGUGCUUUGUCGUACUAAUUACUGCAAUGGACCUCAAAUACUGGAUACUUCCGGUGGCACUAAUGGACAGGAUCUGUCCUUCUUUUACAGUGUUUCCUUUGCUUGGACGAUGUACAUUAUUCUGCAUUGA
Ostrea edulis (European flat oyster) is the source of this 483-nucleotide messenger RNA. RefSeq lists its product as uncharacterized. NCBI's taxonomy places the organism in Eukaryota, Metazoa, Mollusca, Bivalvia, Ostreida, Ostreidae. The record is from RefSeq and is a predicted model, not a curated record. The transcript has 3 exons. Bases 1 to 483 code for a protein of 160 amino acids.